Molecule: messenger RNA, 14246 nt
Organism: Rattus norvegicus (Norway rat)
Lineage: Eukaryota; Metazoa; Chordata; Mammalia; Rodentia; Muridae
Source: RefSeq, a predicted model, not a curated record
AAGGUGAGGCCUGCAGGGCUGGGGCAAGCAGGCCUCAGGGAGAGCGCGCUACCUGGAAACUGAGGCUGCUAGAGGCAAGAGGCAGCAGGUGGCCUUCCGCAGAAGCCUGUAGAUAUGGGUCUGAGGCUGUCCAACAGGGAGAGCAUAGAUUUGACAUGGACCCUGAAACCUGACCAGGAACACCCAGGUCCCUGUCCUCUGGGAAAAGGGCUAGGCAGCCCCGUGGGACAGCGUGGGUAGCAGUGCCUCGAGUCCCCUUCAGAGCCCGGAGUACAAGUGGAGGCUUGGUGGGGUGUGGAGACAGCAUUGUGGGCAGCUUGUGCCCUGUGCAAGAGAAGAUGGUGGCUCAGAGCUCAGCUUGAUCUCCACGUGUUGAGUGCCUUCCUGGAAUACACAGCCCUCUAGGUCACUAGGCUACUGUUGGGGAGAAGCCCAGUGGAGAGGGAGAGAGGUCUUGAGGUUGCUCGUUACCACCCCAGCUACCUAGCCAGAGGGAAGAAACUCCUGGGGCGAUGCCCUGCCCUGUGAGCCAGUCCACAUGAUAGUAGGGGACCAUGCCUCUACCCAGCAGCAUCUUCUCCUCACCCACAGGGCAGAUCCUGGGGCCAGAGGUUGAGGUAGGGAGAUAGUAAGGAUGGAAACCCAGUCCAGUACCCAGGUAGGAGACACUUCUGGAAGCACCAUGAGUGCAGGUGGGCUUCCCCACGGCAUGCUGUGUAUCCACAGGUACUGAGGUCUGGAAAGAUGGGCAUCAGCAUAGGCCACGCCUGUGACAACAGUGGAAGAGAGAGGCUGAGGCCAAACUAGGGCUUCCUGUAGGCAGGGAGCUCAGCCGGAGAUACAGGGGACUAGGGUGUUGGUCCCAAACCUGCCACCAACUGUGAUGCUCUAGCCAAUAACUUCCUUCUCGGGGUAUGUUUCUACCUGUGAAAAGAAAAGGGGGAAGGGUGGAAAUGAAGCUCUCCUUAGCUCCUCGGUGUCUUUGAAGACAGGAAGACUAUUAUUAAUGGUCAGAUGCUAUGGUGCUCAUAUGGGGAAAGGGUGGCUGGGCUGGGAAGGUAAUCUGCAAGAAGGGGGACCUGUGGCCCAGGGAAAGAUCCCUGGGCUCUGAGUGAGGAUAUUUGAGGCAAAGAAUGCCCAUCAAGGCCCACAGGCAUAAGAGAAUAUUCUGAUCUAAGACAAUGAGCCCUGGAAAGGCUUCUGAGGCAGUGGGUUUGGCCCUUAGGUCAGGAGUGGCCUGUAUAGAUUUGUCUGUGGGCUGGCUGAGACAGGCCUGCCUCAGUCCUACCCACACAUGUUGACCAAGUCAUCUGUCAGGUAGGAAUGUGGCACAGGACUGUCAAACACAUCUUCAUGAGCAUGGCAGAGGGGGAACAUUGCUGCCUCCGGCCUGGGAGCAGGGUAUAGGGUGCCAUUAUGUGACACAGAUGCUGCGGGGCCUGCCCUGUCCCGCUAAGAGUGAAAUGAGCCACAGAAGAGGAAGCUUCCGAGGGUGGGGCUGGGCUGCCUGGUUGGAGGUUUCACGUUGUUUCCAGAGCAAAGGCUUCGUUUGCUGCUUCUCUGUAAGGUAGCAGAGGUGUCCGCAGAGGUAGCAGGUACCAGCUUCCCUUCCAGAAAUCCCCUCCAUUCAACACAGCCUUAGGGCUGAGGAAAGCUGUGCAGGCGGUGGGGGAGGGGAGCAGACGCCUCCCUGUUGCUUUCGUCAGUAAGCCCCACAGACAGCCUACUCCACUUACAAGCUGCCUUAAGGCGGACAGGACAGCCCUGGCUGGCCAUCUUCAGCCCCAGGGAGAACAGGUAUAUGACAUGAUGUAGUUGGGGCUUCCACAUGGGCCAGAUCUCCAGGAGAUUUAUCACUUGCUGAUGCCAGGCUGGAGGCUAUUAGCUGAAUGAGGUCGGACUGGGUAAGGCUGGGGGGGGGGGGCACAUCUGUCAGAUGAGAUGGAGCUGGGGUCCAUAAGGUGAGGUGAGGGUGGGGAUGGGCUGUGGUGGGGGUCCAUUGUCAGAGGAGUAAAGCCGGGCUGAGAUGGAGCUAAUGAAGUGGAAAUGGGCUGGGGUCUGAGGUAAGGCUAGAGCAUCUGUCAGAUGUGGGGUAGAGGUGGGGUGUGUCGGAUGACGUAGAUCGGAGUUGGUCAGAUGAGUGGGCCUGAGUUGGGGUCUGCCAGAUGAAAGUAGAGAUGAGGGCUAUGGCACGUAGGUGACGUUGAGCUGAGCUGUGGCGAACGAACGGGUAUGCUUGAGCAGUUGGGACUGGGCAGGGGACUUAGGUCCUCAGGGUACACUUUCUGGGGGAGCUGUCAGAGCACUUGCUCAGGAUCAGUGCACAAUUCUCCUUAGGGGUUGAGGGGAGGUGGGAGUGACAUAAGCAGCUAGUACAAAGUGACUCAGGGUGUUUCUAGGCCUUGGUGCCGACCACAUCAGAGACUUCAGACUCUACUCUGUGCAAGUGGUGGCUUGCACUUGAAAGCUGGAAAAGAAAACAACUGUUUGCGCCUUUGAGAGGAGGAGCAGCAGGUUUCCGGCCUGCACGCCUGAGCCCUAGGACCAUGAACAAUACAAAUUGUAGCAUCCUCCCGUGGCCUGCUGCAGUCAACCACGUCUUCACCAUCUACUUGGUCUUGCUGCUGGUGCUGGGCCUGCUGCUCAAUGGCCUGGCACUCUGGGUAUUCUGCUAUCGCAUGCACCAGUGGACGGAGACCCGAGUCUAUAUGACCAACCUGGCUGUGGCUGACGUCUGCCUGCUCUGCUCCUUGCCAUUCGUGCUGUACUCCCUGAAAUACAGUACUUCGGACACACCCAUCUGCCAGCUCUCACAGGGCAUCUACCUGGUCAACAGGUACAUGAGCAUAAGCUUGGUCACCGCCAUUGCUGUGGACCGCUAUGUGGCAGUGCGGCAUCCCCUGCGUGCCCGUGAGCUGCGGUCCCCACGGCAGGCUGGAGCAGUGUGUGUGGCCCUCUGGGUGAUAGUGGUCACCUCCCUGGUACUGCGCUGGCGCCUGGGGAUACAGGAGGGUGGCUUCUGCUUCAGCAGCCAAAAUCGGUACAACUUCAGCACCACUGCCUUCUCGCUGCUGGGAUUCUACCUGCCGCUGGCCAUAGUGGUCUUCUGCUCUUUGCAGGUUGUGACUGCGUUGGCCCGAAGGCCAGCCACUGACGUGGGGCAGGUGGAGGCCACUCAGAAGGCCACCCGCAUGGUCUGGGCCAACUUGGCCGUGUUUAUCAUCUGCUUCCUGCCCCUGCAUUUGAUCCUGACAGUGCAGGUCUCCCUGAACCUCCACACCUGCGCUGCCCGAAACAUCUUCAGCCGUGCCCUGACAAUCACAGCCAAGCUCUCAGACAUCAACUGCUGCCUGGAUGCCAUCUGUUACUACUACAUGGCCAAAGAGUUCCAGGAUGCGUCCUUGCCGGCCACAGCCUCUAGCACACCCCACAAGAGCCAAGAUACUCAGAGCCUGAGCCUCACCUAGAAGAAGUGAACAUGUGCCAUGAGCCAGAGGAACCUGUGAUAUAUGAGCAAGGAGACUCCAAAUCAGCCUGAACCCGCUGUGCGGUUUGAGCACUCUAGGAGACCCAGUUGGUCUGGAGAAGCUGUAUCUGCCCCUCUGAAAGGACCACAGGAUUCUAAUGUCCGACUUGAGGGACCCUGGACUGAGACCACAUACCUGCCACCCCAGAUCGAGAACCCCUGGGCACCAGAAUGUGGCCUUAAUAGCUAGCCACCGAGUUUAGCUCUCCCCUGGAGUUGGUCCUGGCAAGGUCCUCUGUCAUCCAGAUGCAAGUGAUGAGAGGCAAAUAAGGGACAUACAGCUCAGAGAGCCAGGAGACAUCUUCCCAGAGGACCCUCUAAUGGCUGUUUCCUUUUCCUACCUCUAAACUUCACACCACAUGUAGGGUUAAGCAGAAGGGCAGCGGCUGUGAUCUGGAAGGCUGUCCCCUAAGGCCCAUGACUGUCAGUGUUGAUACAGCUCUGGAGACCCAGCGCUCACAAAGUCACGCUCAGCAGUAACACCCCUGUUGCUGUCCUGAGCCACUUUCAGUAUUUCCAUUCUGUGGUGGGCCUGUUGGUCACUGAGGCCAGUGGCUGUGGGAGGGGUCUACUGGAGUUUGUAGUGAGGAAGCUGGAUAUUUGGUUUGGUACCUGCACUCUCUAAGGAUGUGGCCCCAGGUGGCAAGGGGUUUAGGAGUAAAGUAUCAGCCCCAAAGCCAGCCCAAAGCCAGAGCGCAUUUGGAGGUGUAGUAGCCCUGGGCUUCUCCCUCUGUGCUUUGAUUUUGGUCUUGGCCCAAAUGCUGCAGCCAUACCCAGAGCCAGAGCCCCUCCAGCUCAGAGGAGAGGGCUGUCCCUCCCCAUUCUCCACCCCUUUAUCCAAGGCCUACUGCCUAACUGACUCCCCCCCCCCCUUUUUUUUGUAUGACCUAUUCUAUAAAACCAAAAGUCUGCUCAUCUUCCAGACACCAAAGAAAGGAUUCCAUCCAAGUAUAAAUUGGCAAACCGGUUUACUGGUAUUGCUGACAAAAGCAUGGUGGCUCUUUGGGUGCUCCGUUACUGAGAAGCCCCACUCAGCAUAGGUGACAAUCCCCAAACUGCACCACUAGAUUACCAAUCCCCAUGGCUAAGGUGUGAGGGAGCCGUGGCUGCAACCCUAGGCCUGCUGACCCUCAUCUCCCUGUCAGAGAUUGCUAACAGCUUCACGAUCAUCACCUGGCUUACCACAGUAGUGGUUCGCUUGUUUCUUGGUUCGCCUGAGGGUGUUCAGAGGAUCGCAGCAGCAGCAGCAUUCCUGCUCACAGCUGAUCAGCAUCCUAGGCCCCACCCACUCUCCUCCAGUUCUCACAUUCCCUCCACUCUCUCUUUUGCAAUAUUACCCGAACCUUCACCUUGGAAGGGAUGAUGUAUCUAUAUGAUAUCAAAAUAUAUAAUACACACGUGUGUGCCUAUGAUUCUUUUCUGAGUCUUAUGCCUCUAGACAACAGACACCUAAGUAGCUUGACUGAGAGAAACAAAGCAUCAGGAGGGGGAAGGGCCCCCGCAAUGCUCCCUAGUGUGCUGUAGUGGGUUCCCCGUCCAUGGUACCAGCAGAGCACCCUGCCUUGAUGCACAUGGCACACUACCUUCCUCAGGUAACCUCAGCUUUAGAGGAAAAAUCCCAUGUCCCCGUGGGCUAGGCUUGGCCAUCUGUUCAGAUGAUGCAGAAGACCUGGGGUGGAAAAUGAAGGAGUCUUUACACAAAAUAUGCAAAAUUAGCAUCCUAAAAAUAUGAGAAAGUUAAAUGGCUCAUCUGGCAAAGGUGCCAGCGACCGAGCCUGACAACCUAAGCUCAGUCCCUGGAACCAACAUGGUGGGAGGAGAGAACCAUAUAGCACAAGUUGUUCUCUGGCCCCAACAUAUACCCCAGAGGAAAAAAAAACAAAUGUCAAAAUAAAUAGUGCACUAGAAAAACCUGUUGGCAAAGAGGAAGGCUGAACCCCAUACCGCUGUUGGCCAAGGCCAAUUAGAACGAGUGUCAGAGGCACUGGAGUAAGUGCUGGAAAACUCCAGGACAUCUGGAGGUAACCUGUGACUUGUUAAAGACUGCAUUUGGCAAAGCAUUCGUGAGAAGUUUGUGCUAUAUAAAUAACUUCCUCAAAGCCUACUCUGUGUACCGGCUAGUUUUGUUUUGUUUCGUCAACUUGACACAAGCUAGAGUCCUCUGAAAAAAGGGAACCAGCCACGAUUGGGAAAAUUCUUCUGUAAGACUGGCCUGUAGGCAGUCCUGUUUCUUUAAUGAGUAAGCAAUGUGGGCUCUGUUCAUAAUAGCCAGAAACUGGAAACAACCUAGAUGUCCCUCAACAGAAGAAUGGAUAAAGAAAGUGUACUUCUACACGGAGGAAUAUUGCCCACCCGUUUAAAAAGGGGCAUCAUUAUGGCCUGGUGUGGUGGUGCACACCUUUAAUUCCAGCACUUAGAGAGGCUGAGGCAGGCUCAUCGGUGAGUUUGAGGCCAGCCUGGUCUACAGAUUGAGUUCCAGGACAGCCAGGGCUACAUGUAGAAAUCCUAUCUCAAAAAACAAAACAACAAACAAAAACAAAACAAAAGGUGCAUCAUGGAAUUCACGGGUAAAUUGAUGGAACUAGAAAAAGUUAUCCUGAGUGAUGUGGCCCAGACCUAGAACGACAAAUUUGUCUUUGUAUUUCUUUAAGUGUAAACAUUAGCUGUAAAGUCGAUGAUAACCAAGCUAUAAUCUGUAGAACCACAGAGGAUGAGGGACUAGAUGGAUCCAUUAGGAAAGAGAAAUAGAAGGGACAGUUAUGGAUGAAUGGGGGUGCCGGAGGGAAUACAGGGAUGGACAGAGCGAUUUGAGGGCUAGUAUGGAAAGCUAACACAGAAAAGGCUUUACUAUGUCUAUAUUAAGACAAUCUGAAUCACUAAAACAGUGAGGGAGACAGCGUCUCAACAUGCCAUCUCUUGUCACCAAAUAAAGCUUCUAGUAUAGGGAUUGGAUUGCAUCUAAUUGAGUUGUGGGCCGAAGGGGGUCUCAUGGGAAUCUCUGAAUGACCCAGGCUACUGUCUAGGCUAUAGGUUAUUCUCCACAAACUGACAGCAAGGCCCCACAUCUACAGCUCAUUGAACGUGGAGAAGUCAAAGUGGUGCCUACACAGCCUUCACCCCUACACUCGAGCACCUUUGGUACAGGAAGGUAACCUGUGCUCUACUAAAAGAGAAAUAUAAACACCAAGUCAUCCAGAAACCUUUUAAUGGACAGUGGUGUCCUGCCUACAAGAUAUGCUAGGGUAAUGGUGGCAAGUGCUUGUGAAAGUAACAACCAAUGUCUGAUUUCACGUGAGGCCCACUCCACUAAAUGAAACCCAUAUCCAGCACUGCUUGAGUGAUCAGGAACCAGAGACCAGACAGCCCAGGGAUCUAGGGUAAAACCAAACACUGCUGUUCCGACAACCACAGCAGCAGCAGCAGCAGCAGCAGAAGACAGCAAUAAAAUGACGUCUAAUGACAUUCGGUUACACUCACAAAUCAGUGCCUUGCUCAGCCACUAUUAGAGAAGCUUCCUCCUGCAGCAGAUGGGAGCAGAUAGACCCACAGAUGGACAUUAUGAAGAGAGAGACCUUGGAACACUUAACCCUGAAUGGGAUGUCUCUAUCGAAUUGUCUCAUCUCAGGGAUCCCUUAGGAACAGGAGGCAGAAGGAGUUUAAGAGCCAGAGAGAUGGAAAAAACACACACACACACACGCACACACAAGGCCCUCUAAAUCAACAAGAUCGAACUGAUGUGAACUCACAGAGACUGAGGCAACAUUCAAAGGGCGGGACAUGGGUCUGUACCAGUCCUGUGCACAUACAUUGUGGCUCUUUUAUGGGAUUCCUGAGUGUGGAUGAGCAGGUCUCAGACUCUUGUGCCUCCUCUCACCCUCCUAUUCCUUCUGUUUGUUUUGUCCAACCCUGAUGUGAUGGAUUUUGUUUUAUCUUAUUAUAUUUGAUUUUGCUACAGUUUAUUAUCAUCCCUUUGAAGACUAUUGGUUUUUUAAUGAGAGGAACUGGGAGGCAGAAAUCAUAAUCAGGAUAUGUCAGGAAAAAGAUCUAGUUCCAAUAAAAGGAAAAAUGACAUGUCUUAUAUGGUUUUCUUAAUGAUUGACGUGGAAGGUCCCACCCAUUUUGGGAUGUAGAAGAAAGUUGAGCAAGCCACGGAGAGCAAGCCAAUUACUUCCCUGACUUGCCUCAGUGAUAGGAACUCUCAACUCCUAACUACUGGGCUGAGGUACCUGUGUAACUAUGUGUAGCACCCCUUUCUGGGCAGUCAUGAAAUGGAUCUUCCAGAAUCAGACAGGGACCUAAGGACAAUAAAUGCGGCCGUGUGGUUCCAAUCCACUUUAACGGCAUGUAACUUUAUAUGAUACACAAGUAUCUUUUCACUCCCCCCUUCCUAGUCCUGCCUUGUUGCCCAUCCCUUCCGAGGUAGAGUUAUUGUGUCUGCAUUUCAGGUGCCCUUUUAAGUCUCUUUAAGACUCCAUGGGCUCCUGUGGCAUUUCUAACACCAAGUUCCACGUCCCAUAGAAGCCAAGAUCCUCAACUGUCUUUCAUAUAGUCUCUACUGUAGACUCCAAUCUCACCCGACAAGUGUCACCUGAAGUAUAGGGUCUUUGUUCCUGGAGAUUAGCUCACAGCCACCACUGUCACAACCACUCUUAAGGGCUCUAGCAGUUUUCUUUAAAGACCACCCCCCCUACACACCACACACACACACAAUAUAGUUUAAAGGACGGUUUAGCCUCUUGAUUCCUGACUACUGAGCUAAGACACCUGUGUAACUCUCUACGUGUAGCACCCCUGUUUGGGCAGUCAUGAAAUAUAUCCUCCAGAAUGGGACAGGGACCUAAGGACAAAUAAAUGGGACCAGGUGGUUCCAAUUCUCCAUAUAGUUUGCAAUCCUUUAGUGCUCUUGGGAUAGAUACCUUCUGUGCUGAAUGGUUUUUGUCAACUCGACACAAACUAGAAUUACGUGGGAAGAGGUAAUCUAGAUUUGUGGCCAUGUCUGUGGUGCAUUUUUUUUUAAAUUGAGAGCUGAUGUGUGGGCUGUGUGAGGCCCCAGCCUGCUGUGGACAGUGUCACCCCAGUCAGCGGAGAAGAUCGUGGGGAGUCUGACAAUAAGAGUAUUAUUCCAUGGCUUCUACUUCAGUUCCUUCUUCCAGGUUCUUGCCGAGUUCCUGUCUUCCCGAUGGGCUGUAACCUGUAAGGCAAGGAAGCCCUUUCCAAGUUGCUUUUGGUCACGUGUUCAUCACUGCAAGAAAAAGAAAAAGCAAACUAAGGCGUCCUCUGAUGCCUCCUAAUUCAUGGCUUUAGGCUAGCUUCGUGUUCUUGCCUGUCCAGUUCCUACUUGCUUUCAGAUGGUGGGACCUUUCCAUCCAUCCUGCCAUCCAUCCUGCCAUCCAUCCUGGGUAGUAGUCUAUUGGUCUGUCUCAGCUUAGGGCUUUUUGGAUAGGCCUAGCCCAGGCAGGACCUGUCUUCCCUUCAAGGUUCUCCUGGAAGUAGUCUCAGAAUGCAAUGUCUUACUGAUCUGUGGACCAGCCAAGUCCAAGGAAACUGCAUCAUAGAGAAGCUAUGAGUCCCUAGCCUGACUCAGGAAGGCUGCAUUCCUAGAGAUCUUUACACAGUCUGCAGGCAGGGCUGAGACUCUCCUCUUAGCCGCAUGGCUGGUCAGUCACCUCAGUAGCUGUUCAACUGCUUCCGUGACCCUAGGGAGGGCCCUGGUGAACUGUUUCAGCUUUCCCAGACAUGUAACGUUUACUUCCUGGUGUUGCCGUUUCGGGGAGACUGCUGUACAGUGGUGAUUCUCUGCUUCUUGAUGGCAAGUGCCUGUUGCUGACUUCCCCCACAGAGAUGGAGAUGACCCUGAGGUGUUGGCUGAAAUUAGCCCUACUUCCCCUAAGUUGAUGCUGUGAAGGUAUUUUAUAAUAGCAACACGGAAGUUACUGAGACACCGGCUUCUGCUUGUUGAACCUUCUGGCAUGUAUGUUUGAUAGCUUUGGGUUACAGGCCAUUGAGCUCUAUAUAGGAUUAUCUCGGGGAAUCGAUCGUUACCAUCUACAUUGACACUGUGUCUCACUACUGAGGGCCUCCUGACCUCCAAAUGACAUCACAAGAUGACCUUCAACCUCCUGUGAUAACCAUCCGCCUCCUUCUCAAAUAUAUAGCUCAAUCCUUUUAGUCUUAUGAUUGUAGGAUUCUGUGACAGGGGCACCCAGCCAUGUCCCCUAGCACCCCUUCCCAGUCGGGAAGCAGUUCCAGAAGGAAAGAGAUCUCUACUCUUUGAUUAUUUGACCCUGCUGAGUCAGAGGGAAUGUAGAGAUUUUAAAAAGGAAAAACGAUCCCUUUUAGAUUCUGACAGUCUGGGAGACUGGUCCAAUGGCUUGUGGUGCCUUAAAACUUUAGUUCCUAUCUCCUAAAGAGCCUGGUGCUUUGCCUCAGUUUGUGUCCUAAGGUAACAAGCUGCCAUGUUUUUAUCUUUCCAAAUUCGAACCCACUCACAGCUCAAAGAGCACGGCCACACAUUGUGUCCCAUCCUUCCUGUUCACUUACUGCGGACAGUCCCAUCCCCAAGGGUGUGGGUUUACUCUCCCAAGUAAUAAGACACACCCUGGAGCAAAAUGUCCAGGAAAGAAACCGAAACAAACCCCUCCCGACCUAUUUGUUUGUUUUGUUUGUAAUUCUUCUGACGUGCCAGUCGGUACAAAAGUAGCAGGACUAUUAUUAGGUGACAGCUGCCUUCUGAUUGGAUUUGAGGCCUGCUCUGCAGGAGGACAUUUUUAUGUCUGGCACUGUAAUCCUGGUCAAAAGACCGUGGCUGAGGAAGCAUGGGCCCCGGGUAGGAAGAACCUGUUGUUACUUUACUGAAUGGCCCUCCUGUCAGAUUGCCUCUUAAACAGCACUAGGAAGGCUUUCAGCGUUGCCUGUCAUUAAGGUCUGGGCCCUCCUCUGUUUCUAUUAAAAGCCCUUGAAAGGGCAGGUUUGGGAUUAAAGAUUGCUCAGUGCUGUGGAGGACAUAAUCAUACCAACAGACUAACUUAAAAACUGGAAAACAAUGAAUCCAAAACUACAAAAUGUUCGGGGUUUAAAUCUGUAUGUGUGGUUUGUGUGUGAUUACGUGUUGUCUACGUGUGUUGGGUUUGGAUAUUGUUUACACAAUAUGCAAGAGGCUUACAAAUAAGUGGUCACAUAGAUUGAAUUUUUUUCCCUUUGAGUUCACAGAGUAAAUGGAGUGUUAGGCAAAACAUCCUGGUUGGUAGCCUGGUGUGUAAUGGUGAUGGGAAGGGGUAGAGAGAAGAGGUUCAAUCAACGUGGCCAUGUUGGAAAAAGCAAACUGAGAAGUCUAAUGGCCCUGUGUUCGAAUUUAGAGUCCUCCCACGAGUUUUAAAUAGACCUUGAGUCAGAGGUGUGCGGAAAUGGUCAAGGGGUUAUCAUAUUCUCAAUUCUGCUCCCAAAAGGAUGGUUCCUAGAAGCCCCUGCUGCUCGAGGGAAGGACUGAUUCUCAGCUGAUUAUUUUGCUCCUGAGGGCUCAGCUUUGACAUCACAGCUAAUUGUCCUAAUUCAGAAUCCAGGAGGUGUUCCUGUUGGGGGACUUACCCUAUAUCGGUCUAAAAAUAGGCCUUAACACUGGGUGUUCUCAAAAGCUAGGGGACACUGUUUGACCCUUAGUGGGUGCAUAUCUAGGGUGUGUGUGAGCCUUAGCAAUGUGGGUGAGGGGUUAACGGGUCAGGGUCAAUGCUGCCAAAGCAGUGUGAAACACAAGCCCCAUCCAAUUCGGGGUCACUGGUGGGCACUAUCAAAUCAAUCUCGUUUAGAUCUUGUGUUUUUAACCUCCAUAUAAAAUUUGAGUCUUCAAGGAUACAGGAGUCUCGGAGAAAACUCAGUGACAUGGGGAUUUCAGCAAAUCCCUGCUACGCACGGUCUAAAUCUCCCCAGUCACUGGCUAUAAGAGAGUUUUGUGGUCCUUCUUAGGCAGGGUUUGUGGCCCAUCAAACUUAUUAAAAUACUUAUUAGACUUUAAAACCUGCACUGUUGUCUUCCAGCACCCCCACACCCACAAUUUCUGGGACCACAGCUCUCAGGAAGGAGUGCAGGUGGGAGAGUUGCAUGCAGUGUGAGAUCUGAAAGGCCUUACAAGAAAAGGGUAGAAGGUACUCGAGAAAUACCUGUGGGUGAAGACAAGAUGGCCGGGACAGCUCUGCUCACCACCAAGGCCCACUAGAACCGGCUGAAGCUCCUGGAACAGGCGCAAAGGCAUUCUAGAACAACCGAAAGUGACCUGUAGGGGCUGGAGAUGGCCCAGUGGUUAAGAGAACUGCUCUUCCAGAGGUCCUGAGUUCGAUUCCCAGCAACCACGUGGUGGCUCACAACCAUCUGUGAAGGGCUCCGAUGCUUCUGCUCUGGAGAGAGUGAAAGUGACCUGUAACUCAUCAUGAACUACAGGUAACAGGACAUAUAAAGCCCACAUUGUACAAAUAAGCUACAAAGAUGGGGCCACACAAUGAACCCCCUUGUGCUGGUUUGUAUGUGCUCCGCCCAGGGAGUGGCACUAUUAAAAGGUGUAGCCCUGUUGGAAUAAGUGUGUCACUAUGACUGUGGGCUUUAAGACCCUCAUCCUAGCGGCCUAGAAGUCAGUCUUCUCCUAGCAGCCUCCAGAUGAAGAUGUAGAACUCUCAGCUCCUCCUGCACCAUGCCUGCCUGGAUGCUGCCAUGCUCCUGCCUUGAUGAUGGACUGAACCUCUGAACCUGUAAGCCAGCCCCAAUUAAAUGUCCUUUAUAAGACUUGCCUUGGUCAUGGUGUCUGUUCACAGCAGUAAGACUCCAAGACAUUCCUAGAAUCCACACUAAGUAGUUGACACAAACACCCCAAUCCUUUCUGAGCCAAAUGCUGGGCUUCUAAACUUUGUCCCUGCUACAAUUCACUUCCUCCCUUGGAGAUGCAUUCUUCUUACAAUACAGUUUCUUAGUAUCCCUAUAACUCUGUCCAAGUCCUUGUUCUGGGAUACAAGAGCCUAGAACCUCUCCAGAGGUGCACACCAGACCUGCUGCCCACUAUCAUCACUAGUACGAAUGAAACAAACAGGCAGUGGUAUAAAGUAGCAUAUUUAAUUGGUGUGGCCACGGUCGAAAGAGGAACAGGUACAACGACCUCCCAAGUGAUCUUUGCAAUACUGACAUGAGCUUUAGGUUAAAACAGAGGAUUAGGGUGGGGGAGAGCUGUGUGUGACGAGGUGGUCCUGGCCAAGGUACGGCCUCAUCCUCCUACAUCGUUGCUCUCCUCUAGGGAAGCGGCCUGUCCAGGGAGGCUUUGCUGAUCUUGGAAUCGGGUUUUAGGGCAAUGAAUAUGACUGAGCUUUCAAUCUUGAAGGUGGGAGAUUUAAGACAGAGAUGCCAAGGUCUCAUCCUGGGCCUUGCUGCUUUCUGGGCCCAAGUGAGGAAUCCCGUGCUAUUUAGCGAAAGUCUCUAAGAGCCUGUUCUACCCUCAGCUGCACAGGGGCACCUGGGGUGGGGCCGGGGAGGCUGUGCCUCUGCAGCCCAUCCCGGCCCUGGGGGGACGGAAGCCCCAUAGGAAUAUGAAUACUGUUCAUGGAUGAGGCUACCUCUCGAGAAUGCUGCUCACCCAGUGGCCUCAGAUGGUGCUAAGCACUACACCCACUGAGCAAGGGUCCCUGGGGGCAGCCUCUGGUUUGGGUUCAGUAGUUCUGUGAGCAGAAAGUGACCAGCCUGAGCAGUUCUUACUUCUGGCUCCCCCGCCAUGCCUGGGCCGCUAGGGGCCAAUCCAUUGUGCCUGAUCAGGAGGCUCCUGACCCACCCCACCCCCAACCUCUGCCCAGCUGCUCAUAUCCAGAGAGAGAGGACAAACUUCCUGCCUUACACCUAUCUAAUCUGUUCCCUUGGGUAGGAGCCAAGAAAAUUUUAGGACUUGACCUUAUUACCUGGACUCACUGUGGUGGCCACACCAGGAUGAGAACUGAGAGUGGUCAGGCCAGGGCCAUUGCUGGGGGAUGGGGCCCAGUCACCUCCUGGCACUGGUCCUGAGGCGUGCCCCCCUCUGCAAGGGACUGCUGUGGAUCAGAGAGGAUUGCAGGUCCCACCAUCUCUCCGAUUGAACAUGGUGGUAGGUCUUUGGAUAGGCCUAGGUGAUGGGGGUAGAGAAGGCAUUUGCUUUCCAGGGUUCCGGACCAACCCAGGGAUCGGGCUUGGUGGGUUCAAGCCCGGGCACCACCUCUGAGAAAUAGUGUCAAACACUGCCCACUUAAGUGCCCAUGGAACUGCAGGUCCCCGGUUCCUUUGUCUUUGUGACAUUGUCAGUCCAAAUAGGGGACUAAAAUCACCCAAAUGCUCAUCACAUCACUAAAAAGAAAAGAAAAAAAAGGCAGGGAAGCUGCACCUGCAGUCAGGAGAAAGCUCGAUCUAGUCUGCUGCUGAUAUGCAUGCAGAACUACUGGCAUGAGCCUCGUGACCUGGAACCCGGAAAAGGUCAUCGCCAGCCCUUAGUGACAGCAGUGAUUGUGUCAGGAGAGUAGGGGUGGGGGUAGUCAGCAUUAGCAUAUGAAAGAAACCAAUUGGCAGAAAAGUCUUGGACCCAAUCCCUCCCAGGUCAACUCAUAGCAGACAUACAAUGAGCUCUACUGUACAAGUGACCCCUAGGCACUGGCGCCAUUGAGCUUCUGACCUUUCUUCAAACUCUGGCCCACUUCUUCCCCUGGAAUGCUUUCUUCCUUAAUAAACC